AGUUUAAUUAGAUCCAUCUAUUCUAAUACUGGACUGGAAAUCAACAGUGGAGAAUUGUUUUGCAGCUUAUCAUAUAGCAUCACUUUAAGGACGGGUUUUUCCGGAAGAUGCAAGCAACACGAAGCAUUCAUUUCAAUUCUGAGGAAACUUGUGGAAGCUGCAGCUGGUUUUAGUAUUGCUGAUCUGUUUCCUUCCAUCAAAUUGCUUCAUGUGAUCAGUGGAAUGGGAGCUAAAUUUGAGAGGUUUCACCAUGAUUUAGACGUGAUGCUUGAAAGCAUCAUUGAAUAACAUAGAGAUAGAAAUGCGCAUCCGAAGAAAAGUGAUGAUGAAAUAGAUGAUCAAGUUAGUGCUCUUUUGAAUCUUCAGGAUCAUGGAGGCCUUGAAUUUCCCUUAACAACUGACAACGUCAAAGCUGUUAUCCUGUUUAGUAAUUUGAUGUCCCAUAUCUUGCAUGUUUUUAUGUGUUUAUAUGGUCCUAUAAAUUUAACAUGCUCAAAGAUCAGAUAACUUCAAGCUUCAGAUUGGUAUCUUUGGAAAGGAACAUUUAUUUAGUGUUCAAAUAUAUGAGACCUUGCUUUCUUUAGUUGAUUGAAAACUGUAAAAAAAUGUUUUGUACUGCAAGUAGAACUUUUCAGGACAUUCUCAUUGGUGGAACUGAGACAUCUCCAACUAUAGCUGAAUGGGUGAUGUAGGAAAUGAUGAAAAAUCCUAGAAUCCUUGAAAAAGAACAAGCCGAGGUGAGGCAAGCCUAUGAUAGAACAGGGGAUGUCAGCGAGUCAGACCUUCAUGAAUUGACGUACUUGAAGUUAGUUAUAAAGGAAACUCUAAGAUUACACCCUCCUCUACCUUUGCUACUUCCAAGAGAAAGUAUGGAGAGAUGUGAAAUUAAUGGAUAUGAGAUACCAGCCAAGACCAAAUUGGUUUUUAAUGCAUGAACCAUUGGAAGAGAUUCCAACUACUGGAAUGAAGCCGAGAGGUUCAAUCCAGAGAGAUUCAUCAAUAGUUGUUUUUUUUUUUUUUGAAAGCAAAUUCAUCAGUCGUUCAGUUGACUACAAAGGGGCUAACUUCGAAUUUAUUUCCUUUGGUGCUGGAAGGAGAAUGUGUCUUGGCAUCUCAUACGGUAUGGCUGUUCUCGAGACUCCCUAAUGGACUGGAAAAUGAGGAUCUAGACAUGACUGAGGCUUUUGGUGCUUCUGUUAGAAGAAAAAGUGAUAUGUACUUGAUUCCCAUUCCUUACCACCCGCUAUGUGUUCAGUAGUUAGAAAUAUAUACAUAAAUAUCAGGGAUGAUCUCUUUGUAAAACCAGUGUGAAGAUUGUGAAAUCCCAUUUCACAUGGCAGCUGUUGCUUCCUAUUCCCAAUAUUUGGGUUCAAAAUUCUAUUAUAUUCCCAAUACUAUAGCAACAAAAUUAUUCAAUUUUGUCAUGUUCUGGUGACGAAGGAUAAGUUUGUUUAAAGCACCCAUACCCGGAGUCAGUUUUGACAGGCAAGCAUGUUUCAAGAUCAGAAACCUGCAUAAACUAAAAAAAUAAAUGAAAUUUUCUCAUCAAUUCAUGAACAGUUUAUCCUUUAGUCUUGCAUAUGUUUACCAUGGAUAAGUUGCUCCCUUUGUCCUUCACCUUCUUUGUGUUCAUUUUCAUGGUUCUUAAGUUAUGGAUGAGAUCCAAAAUAAAGGAGACACCCAAAAAUCUACCUCCUUCACCAUGGAAACUACCUAUUAUAGGUCACUUGCAUCUUUUGAUCUUUGCUCUUCCCCAUCGACGCUUGAUGGAAUUAGCCAAAAGACAUGGUUCCGUCAUGCAGCUACAACUUGGUGAAUUAUCACACAUUGUUGUUUCUUCUCCAGAGGCUGCUAAAGAAGUGAUGAUAACACAUGAUAUCAAUUUUGCUAACAGGCCUUUUCUCUUUGCUGCAGAAAUGAUUUUAUAUAAUUCUUCAGAUAUUGCUUUUGCACCAUAUGGGGGCUAUUGGAGGCAACUUCGAACGGUUUGCACAUUGGAGCUGUUAAGUACAAAACGUGUACAAUCAUUCCAAUCAAUCAGAGAAGAGAAUGUAUCAAGUUUAAUUAGAUCCAUCUAUUCUAAUACAGGACUGGAAAUCAACCUUGGAGAAAUGUUAUGCAACUUAUCAUAUAACAUCACUUUAAGGACUGCUUUCGCUGGAAGAUGCAACCAACACAAAGCAUUCAUUUCAUUUGUGAAGAAAUUUGUGGAAUCAUUAGCCGGUUUUAGUAUAGUUGAUCUGUUUCCUUCCAUCAAAUUGCUUCAUGUGAUCACUGGGAUGAGAGCCAAACUUGAGAGGUUUCAUCAUGAUCUAGACUCGAUGCUUGAAAGCAUCAUUGAAGAACAUAGAGCUAGCAAUGCAAAUCUGGAAAACAGUGAUGAAAAAACAGAUGAUCUACUUGAUGUUCUUUUGAAUCUCCAGGGUCACGGAGGCCUUGAAUUUCCCUUAACAACUGACAACAUCAAAGCUGUUAUCCUGGUUAGUAGUUUGAUGUCUCAUACAUCUUCAACUACAGUAGAAUGGGCAAUGUCGGAAAUGAUGAAAAAUCCUAAAAUACUAGAAAAAGCACAAGCUGAGGUGAGGCAAGUCUAUGACAUAACAGGGGAUGUCAAUGAAUUAGACCUUCAUGAAUUAAAGUACUUGAAGUUGGUUAUCAAAGAAACUCUAAGAUUACACCCUCCUGUACCUAUGCUACUUCAAAGAGAAAAUACUGAGAGAUGUGAAAUUAAUGGAUACGAGAUACCAGCCAAGACCAAAGUGAUUGUCAAUGCAUGGGCCAUUGGAAGAGAUUCCAACUACUGGAAUGAAGCCGAGAGGUUCAAUCCAGAGAGAUUCAUCAAUUGUUCAGUUGACUAUAAAGGGGCUAACUUCGAAUUUAUUCCCUUUGGUGCUGGAAGGAGGAUGUGUCCUGGAAUGUCAUAUGGUAUGGCUGUCGUAGAGCUUUCCCUUGCACAACUACUGUACCAUUUUGAUUGGAAACUCCCUAAUGGAAUGAAAACUGAGGAUCUAGACAUGACUGAUGCCUUCGGUGUUACUGUUAGAAGAAAACGAGAUCUGUACCUGAUUCCCACUCCUUACUACCCAGCACCAUCCAUUCAGUAGUUUGAAUACAAAGAGACCUUCUGAGAAGACUGUCGAAUCACAUUUCACUUGGCAGCAGUUGUUUCCUAUUCUUAAUUUGUGUUUAAAUAUGUUCACUUUAAUUGUACCCUGUGAUUGCUCCAUGUUAAAAAGAUUAGUCAAGUCUAAUGUUAUUUAGCUGACAGGGAA
Molecule: messenger RNA, 3272 nt
Organism: Gossypium arboreum
Lineage: Eukaryota; Viridiplantae; Streptophyta; Magnoliopsida; Malvales; Malvaceae
Product: desmethyl-deoxy-podophyllotoxin synthase-like
Exons: 2
Coding region: 1581-3104 (507 amino acids)
Molecular function (GO): iron ion binding; monooxygenase activity; heme binding
Source: RefSeq, a predicted model, not a curated record